This is a messenger RNA of Pichia membranifaciens NRRL Y-2026, 1279 nucleotides long. RefSeq lists its product as hypothetical. The transcript has a single exon. NCBI's taxonomy places the organism in Eukaryota, Fungi, Ascomycota, Pichiomycetes, Pichiales, Pichiaceae. The record is from RefSeq and is a predicted model, not a curated record. The coding region runs from base 141 to 881 and encodes 246 amino acids.
GGAGACAAAGCUUCCCCGCGUACUGCACAAAACCGUUUUUUUCCUGCCCUGGAAAGAAAAACAGACGAAACACGUCUUUUUGGUGGGCACUGGGCAGACCCGUAUUCCGAACAGCAGCCAGCGCAGCACGAGGGACCACGAUGAAGCGGCUGCAAUCGAUCAAGCUGAAGGUGAAGCAGAGCACGUCGAGUUUGGCGUCUAAAACGGGGCUCGUUGACAGCGAGAGUCGGCGGCUGUCGGUCUCGACGAUUCUGUCCCUGGCGGUCGAUCCGAGCAGGCCGGGUCCGACAGCCCAGCAGCUGCACGCCGUUGCCAAGUACUCGUGGCGGGGGGAGGCCGAGUGUCUGAAGCUAAAGAGGCUUGUUCUCAAGCAGCUCACGCUCUGCGGCGACGCCGGACGCCAAACCGAGCUUUUGAGGCUGCUCACGCUGCUCGAUUACGUCUUCGUCUGCGGAGCGCCGGAGUUUUACUACCUUUUUGUCAACGGAGACGCCCACGGCGACGUCGGAGAGGGUGUGUGGAAGCUACGCGUGCUCGACGGGACGUUGACCGGCGGCGACCCCGUCUUACAGCGCAUCCGGGACCACGUCGCCGAGUUGCGCUGGGUGUGUGCCGACUACGACCACUGGCAGACCCGCCGAGCGCAGUACGAGAGCAUUCGCCAGGAGAUUCAUCUGCCGGCGUCCCGGCACAGCUUCGACUCGUCCGCCACCACCCUGUCCGUACCCACCCCGGCACCGGCUUCUUCUUUGUCGCCGCCGCCGCCCACCAGAGACGUCCGCCGGGCCCACACCGUGCACGCCCCUGCGUCCCUUCCAACACGGUCCUCAUCGUCUCUCUACAGAGGGACAACGUCCCUCGGCUGCAUCAACGAAGAGUGAUUACGUCAGCAGAAGGUGGGAGCGAAAGAGGGCCCAGCGAGGGAAAAGGGUACGUGUUGAAGUUGAAGAUAAAUCUGACAGGUAGUGAUGACGGGGUGUAGACGUGGCAGAUAGACCAGCGUGGUGGAGAGGAAGCAUCAGAACGCAAAAUGAUGCAUUCAUUGGCGCAGAGAGUGAGCACAUGGAGUUCGACGCUCACGACGGCGUUAUUCACGGUGGCGGUGCUGAUGUCCGUGCUCACGUGGGUCGGCAGCAGCACAGACGGCGUGCAGUCGUUGCGGGUUCGGAACGUGCAGGCGCAGGUGUCGCUUAAGAACACGCGGAACUACGGUGGCACGAAGACGAAGCCGAAGGAGAACGCCCGGUUCAAGUUUGACCUGGUGGCGGACUUCUCGGGC